This is a messenger RNA of Penicillium hordei, 555 nucleotides long. RefSeq lists its product as uncharacterized. NCBI's taxonomy places the organism in Eukaryota, Fungi, Ascomycota, Eurotiomycetes, Eurotiales, Aspergillaceae. Gene Ontology annotation, molecular function: antiporter activity; antimonite transmembrane transporter activity; arsenite transmembrane transporter activity. The coding region runs from base 1 to 555 and encodes 184 amino acids. Gene Ontology annotation, biological process: arsenite transport; antimonite transmembrane transport. Gene Ontology annotation, cellular component: plasma membrane. The transcript is spliced from 2 exons. The record is from RefSeq and is a predicted model, not a curated record.
AUGGUUCUCAUAUGGACCGGUCUCGCUGGCGGUGACAAUGAAUACUGCGCUAUCCUUGUUGCGGUCAAUUCACUGCUUCAGGUGGUCUUCGCUCCCUUGGCAAUUCUCUUCAUCAAGAUCAUUGGCCACUCGGGCGGUCAAGUUACACUCUCAUAUUCUACCGCCGCCAAAAGUGUGGUGGUGUUUCUUGGAAUUCCUUUAGGUGCCGCAAUAAUUACCCGCAUUGUACUUCAAAAGAUAGCUAGCCCACGUUGGUACGACCAGGUUUUUCUGAAGCGGGCUGGCCCGUGGUCCCUCCUUGAGCUUCUUUUUACGAUCCUUAUGGUGUUCGCAUCUCGGGGCCGCCAGGUAGUUCAUCAGAUUGUAUCAGUCGUUCGAGUUGCCACUUCGCUAAUCGUUUAUUUUAUCGUCGUCUUCUUCUUCACUCUUCUUGUGACCUACAAGCUCGGGUUUGGUUACAAGUUGGCUGCUACUCAAAGUUUCACUGCUGCCAGCAAUAAUUUCGAGCUUGCUAUUGCUGUCGCUGUCGCAACAUUUGGUGCCAACAGCAAUUAG